GCUGAGAGCAAAGGCUUGAGUGUCUUCAUUGAUUCAGAAACCAUUCUACCUACGUCCAGAGCAACGGCAGUUGCUGAUUUCAGUGACAGUGCAACCACGAUUACAGUUCCAGCCAACAGUAACCCAUCAUACGAAAUAUCACAGUUUUUCACAAUCAAUGACGACGAUAUUGAUGAGGACGAGCAGAGUUUUGCAAUAGUUGCUGAGAUAGGACCGGAUGUUCCCGAGAAUAUCAGCUGCUUCCAGACUGAAGUUGGAUCAGAUGUUUGCUUUGGGCGACGUGGAGCCACUGAAAUCAGAAUCACUGACAAUGAUCCUAUGAUCAUUGGGUUCACCCAACGCAUUCGAACAGUAUCGGAAGGUCAAGUUCCUGGAGUGGAUCUGUUCCAGCUGCAGAUUAAUGUUGAGAGCGCGAGGACAGCUGAAAGAGAGCAUCCAAUGGAGUUCCGUCUCCAGGAAACCAGUACUAAUGCUACUGUCGAGACACUGAUACCAUCUAGUGACGAUUAUGAUGCUACAUUUGGAUUAAGGGCAAACCCUGAUGAUCCUCUUGAGGAAACCCGUGAUCUGGACCCGGGAACACGUACAGUUGUACCAUUGCUUACAGCCAUCAGAAAUGACUUGAUUCCAGAGGACCUAGAAUGCUACUCUGUACGCAUAAUCCCUGUCAAUGUUCCUGGUCGUCGUGAGUUGUUUGAAUGCAGUAAGGAUUCUGCGAUGGCAGCUAACUACUUCUGUGAGCACACAAUCUGCAUCUUGGAUGAGCUAUUUCAGGUUGCUUUUGUAAGAACAAUGUACACUGUUGAUGAGAGUGUGGGUCCCGUGUUGGUCUGUGUCAAUCUCACUCGACCUGAAUUUGACGUUCUCGAUGAAACUGUCAAUGUGUUUGUCACCGACUUCACAACGUCCAUGUACAUCCCAGUUGGUGACGUCCCUUUUGCAACCCCUGAUAUUCCUGACAUUCUUGGUCGGUAUCCAAUGGCAGAGAGAUCUGACUUUCAACAGCAGACUCCUGCCGUCAAUUUAAUAGACAAUAUCCUUAUUAGUGAACUGAUGAGAAUAGUCUGCUACAACCAGACCAUCUACGACGACCUACGUUUGGAGGCAAAUGAAUAUGCAGGCCUUACGCUUGGAGUUGAGGAUAAUGCGCAAACAACAGUUCUUACUUUAGUAAAGGAAUUGUUUGAUCAAGCCUCCAUUCUUAUUGUGGACAAUGACAGGGCUGUGGUUGGCCUGGAGCAGACAUUUUUCAGUGUGUCAGAAGAUGUUGGUUAUGUUGAGCUCUGUGCCAAUGUUUCAUUCCCAGAGAUUACCUGUCCUAUUGAAUUCCCAUUUGAAGUUGGGCUUUGGACUGCUGAUGGAACUGCAGUGGAAACCAUGGACUAUGGAGUAAUUAAUGAGACUCUGAUGUUUGAUGCCUGCGAGACGAGGAAGUGUGUGAAUGUCACCAUAACAGAUGACCUGGUAGACGAACAGAAGGAGUUGUUUACCUACACCCUGACAAGGACACCUUCUCUAGACCCCAGGAUUGAGUUAGAUCCUAUUGAUGGAACAGUUGAGAUCAUCGAUAGUGAUGUAGUGGGGCUGGCAGUGACAUCCUACACUAUAUCAGAGUCAGAUGAAGUGGUUGAGGUGUGCAUCAAUGCAGUUGGUACCACUUCUUCGUGUCCCAGCACCGAAUCUUUCCAUGUCACUCUCUCCACUAGUGAUCAAACUGCA
Molecule: messenger RNA, 1719 nt
Organism: Geodia barretti
Lineage: Eukaryota; Metazoa; Porifera; Demospongiae; Tetractinellida; Geodiidae
Source: the annotation of a GenBank genome assembly